This is a messenger RNA of Leptopilina boulardi, 5944 nucleotides long. RefSeq names its product putative leucine-rich repeat-containing protein DDB_G0290503. The record is from RefSeq and is a predicted model, not a curated record. The coding region runs from base 2007 to 5477 and encodes 1156 amino acids. NCBI's taxonomy places the organism in Eukaryota, Metazoa, Arthropoda, Insecta, Hymenoptera, Figitidae. The transcript has 2 exons.
CUAGAACCUUCAAGAAGUUUAAGAAACUGAAAAAAAAGUAUCAAGUACUUCAAAAAGUAAUCAGAAAUUUCGAAAAAUCCACUAGAACCUUCAAGAAGUUUAAGAAACUGAAAAAAAAGUAUCAAGUACUUCAAAAAGUAAUCAGAAAUUUCGAAAAAUAACUAGAAACUUCGAAAAGUAACCAAAAAUUUCGAAAAGUAACUAGAAACUUCAAAAAGUAACCAGAAAUUUCGAAAAGUAUCUAGAAACUUUAAAAAGUAACCAGAAAUUUCGAAAAGUGACUACAAACUUCGAAAAGUUACCAGAAACUUCGAAAAGUAACUAGAAACUUAGAAAAGAAACCAAAACCUUCCAAGAAGUUCAUAAAACUUUCAAAAAGUAACUAGAUCUUUUGUAGCUUGACUGGAAAUUUCGAGAAGUUUAAAAAACUUUGAAGAAACGACUAGAAAUUUUGUAAAAGUAACAAGAACCUUUAAAAAAGUAACUAGAACCUUUGAAAAGUAACUAGAAACUUCGAUCAGUUUAAAAAACUUCUAAGAAGCAGCUUGAAACAUUGAAGAAUAAAGCAGAAAUUUUAAAAAAUAACCAAAAAUUUGAAAAGUAACUCGAAAGUUUGAAAAAGUAACUUGAAAGUUCGUAAAGUAACUAGAAACAUUGGCAAAGUAACUUGAAAGUUUGUAAAGUAACUAGAAACUUUGAGAAAUUAACUAAAACCAUUAAAAAGUAAGUAGAAACAUCAAGAAUAAUGAGAAACUUUUGAAGAAACAACCAAAAAACUUCGAAGAAGUAACUAGAAACUUCAUAAAAGUAACAAGAAACUUCUAAAAGUAACUAGAAACUUUGAAAAAGUAACCAGAUCCUUGAAGCAGUUUAAAAAAUGUCAAAAAAAUAAUUAAAAAAUUUUGAAGUAAAAACUAAAAACUUCGAAAAAAUAACUAGAAUCAUAAAAAAGUUAGUAGGAACCUUAAAAAAUAACUAUAAACUUUGAAAAGUAACCAAAAAUUUCGAAAAGUAACUAGAAACUUUGGAAAAAUAACUAGAAACUACAAAAAAGUAACCAAAAACUUCGAAAAGUAACCAUAAAUUUCGAAAAGUAACCAGAAACAUUGAAAAGUAACUAGAAACUUUAUAGAGUAAAUAAAAUUUUUUAAAAAUAAUCAUAAACUUUGAAGAAGCAACGGGAAACUAUUAAAAGUAACUAGAAACUUCGAAAAAAUAACUAAUAACUUUGGAAGAAUAACUAGAAACUUCGAAAAAAUAACCAGAAACUUCGAAAAGUAACUAGAACCUUAAAAAAAAUAACUAGAAACCUCGAAAAAGUAACUAGAAACUUAGAAAAGUAACCAGAAAUUUCGAAAAGUAACUAGAAACUGUGAAAAAAUAACUAGAAACUUCGAAAAAGUAACAAGAAACUUUCAAAAGUAACUAGAAAGUUUGGAAAAAUAACUAGAAACUUCGAAAAAAUAACCAGAAACUUCGAAAAGUAACUAGAAACUGUGGAAAAAUAACUAGAAACUUCGAAAAAAUAACCAGAAACUUCGAAAAGUAACUAGAAACUUUGGAAAAAUAACUAGAAACCUCGAAAAAGUAACUAGAAACUUAGAAAAGUAACCAGAAAUUUCGAAAAGUAACUAGAAACUGUGAAAAAAUAACUAGAAACUUCGAAAAAGUAACAAGAAACUUUCAAAAGUAACUAGAAAGUUUGGAAAAAUAACUAGAAACUUUGAAAAGUAACCAGAAAUUUCGAAAAGUAACUAGAAACUGUGAAAAAAUAACUAGAAACUUCGAAAAAGUAACGAGAAACUUUGAAAAGUAACCAGAAACUUUUGAGAAGUAACUAGAAAGUUUGGAAAAAUAACUAGAAACUUCUAAAAAGUAACGAGAAACUUCGUGGAUUAACUAGAAAUUUCGAAGAGUUUAAGAAAAAAACCAUUUGAAAAAAAAACUUCCGUGAAGUUAAAAGAAAAAUUAUGUUCCUAACCUAAACGAAAAAGAAAGGUGAUUUUAUGAUUUUGAAUGGAGCGAUGAGUACAUUGCCCAGAAGGGGUUUUGUGCCCCAUCGUCAGAGGCACCAUCGUCAUCAACAACAUCAUCAUCAACAACAACAUCACAGUCAUAAUCAUCGUAAUGUAAAACAUUAUCAAGAUCUUGUAACAUCACCCGAUGAAGAAUCAGAAAUUAAAAGACCCAAAGUUAAUCCAAUUUUUCUAUGGGCAUCGCAGCACGAUCAAAAAAUUGUCGAAGUACGCUGUGAGGAUUAUGAUAAACGUAAUCGUAUUAAAUUAACAAAAACAGCACAAGGAUGGCGUUCAAUACCAAGAACAGCGUCAAAUACAUACGCGGGUGUUAUGAAGAAGAAUUCCUCAUCAUCAUCAUCAUCAUCAGAAAAGGAAAAUGGACCCAAAGAUGACGAACAAUUGAGAAGAUUGGCUAAUGGUGAUUUAGAAGAAUUUGGAAUAAAGGAGAGAAUUAAUGGUGCUUGGAUUAUUGACGAUGAUGAUAAUGAUGAUGAUGAUGGUGAAAAGGAGGAAAUGCGAAAAAUUGAUGAGGAACGUAAAAAAUUGGAAAUGGAGGAAUUGAGAAAAUUGGAGGAAUUAAAAAAAUUGGAAACAAAAUUACGUGAGGAACGUAAAAUGGAGGAAUUGAGAAAAUUGGAGAAAUUAAAGGAAUUAGAGGAGAAAUUGGAACGACAACAAUUUGAGGAAUUACAGCGUAUGGAGCAUUUGAGAAAAUUAGAGGAAUUAAUGAUUAGUGGUAAUCGUAAUCCGGAAUUAAAAAAUAGAAGUGCAAUACGUAAAAGAAGUGAAAUAAGAAGGAAUGAUGAAUUGAGAAAAAAAGAAAGUGAAAUACAAGAGAGACGUAAAAAUGAAGAGUUAAGAAAGAGAGCCGAGAGAAAGAAACGUGAUGUUGUUGAGGUAAGAGAAAAAUUAAAAGUUCGACAUAAAAAGAAAAAAAAGGAACAUGUAGUUUUGGGUUAUUCGACAAUUGAUGGUAUUAAUGCAUGGAAAAUGCGUAAACGACGUAAUGAUCAUCAUAGAACGAAAAAAAGAAAACGAAUUUCCGAGGAGAAUGAUGAAAUUAAAAGAAAGAAACCAAAGAAUAUUGAUUUUGAUCAUUUGAUGCAGCCACGAGUUGUAUUGGAACAAUUGCAAUUGACCGAAAUGGACGAGGGUUUUAAGAAUCGUAAGGAUUUGGAGAUUAAAAUCAAUUCGGCGAUUAGACAAGAUUCGGAGAUUUUUGAAAAUUCUGAAUCUAGAGAACAGAAUUCAAAAUGUUUAGAACCAAAAGAAUUUUUAGAAUCUACAGAACAUUUAGAAUCAAGAGAAAAUUUAGAAGAAUUAGAAAUAACGGAACAUUUAGAAGAGGCGGAAAUUUUAGAAGAACUACAAAUUGAUGACGAGAGAGAUCUAAAAGACGAAAUAGAAAGAAUCAAUGAAAAGGAAUUAACGGAAGAGGAAAAAUUGAAUGAUAAUAUUCUCAAUGAAUUAGAAUCAAAAACCAAUGAAAAUAUCACUGAAAUUAAGGAAUUUGAAAAUGAGAACAAUGAAACUGAUAUUGAAUCAGUUGAUCAUUCAAGUGAUGAUGAUUUUCAGGAUAUAUUAAAAAUGUUAGAUUCCACAUCGUUUACAAGUUCAAAACUUGUAUUAAGUCUUAAAUCGGCAAAAAUUUUAGAGGAACUUGAAUUAUCAUUAAAUGGAAUUGAAGACGAUGUGGAAAAAAAUGAAUUUUUGGAAAAUAAUAAUUUCCCUCCAAUCAAGGAGGCUUUUCUCAAUAAUAAUAACAAUAAUAAUAAUAAUAAUGAGAAGGCAAAAGAUGUGGAAAUAUUUGACAAUGAAGUGGAAAUAAUUGAAGCAACAAAAGAUAAGGAUUUGGAGAUUUUAGAAACUGAUAGUUCAAGAAUUUUGAAAGCAUUGAGAAAUACACCGGGUUUAUCGGUGUCGGUGACAAAAUCACGAUCACCUGAUUCACAAAUGGAAAGGGAAAUUAGAAUUGAUGAGACAAAUCGUUUGUCGAUAGUAAUACCUGAGAAAUUAGGAUUAGAAUCACCUGAGAGUACUGUACAAUUUCCACGAUUGGAAACAGUGGAAAAUAGUGAUGAUGAUGAUGAGGAGGAGGAUACCCAAAUAAUGGAUGAUAAAAAAAAUAAGGAACGUAAGGAGAAACAAUUUCUUGAAAUGAAAUUACGUCGUUUAGAUAAAAAUUCAAAUCCAUUGUUACAAAUUGUAACCAAUGAAGCACAGGCUAAACGUGCAGGUGAAGAAAUUGGUUUUCGAAUUCAUGAAUUAAUGAUGGAUGAUUCAAAAUCAAAUAGCGCAGUAUCACCACAACCAAGUGGUAUUCCUUGUUCUCCAAUUCUUCGUCGUUCAUCAUCAGCCUAUUUAGAACGUUUAUUACCAAGUCCACCGUGUUCGGUGACAUGCUCCGAAGACGCUAAAAAUGAUCUCACUCUUAAAGGAAUUUUAUCAUCUCCCUCUUGUUUGGAAGUUGAUAAAACAUCAAAAGAAGAUCAAAAUCAAAUACUUCAAUUAUUACCACGUCAGCAGGAAAUAAAUAAUGAAUUAUGGAAAUCACAAGAAAAUCAACAACAACAACAACAACAACAACAACAAAUAUAUCAAUCAAAUGGACGUUCUAUUAUUAAUAGUGCACAAAAUGCAUUUCUUAUUGCACAACAAAGAGCCCAGGUAUUUCGUUAUCAACAACAAUUACGUGCAGCAUCAACUAUUGAUGCAUUUCUUGAUCCAACAAUAUCUGAUAAUCAUCAAAGUCCAGCAACACAAUUGAGACAAUUAUUAAAAACAAUGGGUCAUUUAAUACCAGAUCCUCUAUUGGUACCAAGACAUUGUUUACCAGGUUUAGCAGCAGCACCUUCAAUUGAAAUACCAAAAUUAUUAACAUCAAGACCAGAUUUAAGAUUACCUGAAGCAUUAAAUAGGCCGGAAUUACUAAGGGAUCCGGAUCUAUUAGUUAUAUCGAUAGCUCAUCUUCAAUUUGUUCUUGAUCAGGGUCAGGAUACAUUUGGAAAAACUAAUAAUAAUAGUAAUAAUAAUAAUAAUAAUAAUAAUAAUAGACAGUCUCAGGGAUAUAGUGUGAAUCCAAUGAUGGAGAAUGUGAAUAGUACUAUUAGUGGAAAAAAAACAAUUAAUAAUAGUAGUGGUAAUAAUAAUAAUAAUAGUAAUAGGCCAAGGCCAAAAUUAAGUUGUAAACCAAUUGGUACAUUAAUGCCGGCGCCAAUUGAUCUCUCGAGAAAUAGGAAAAAUAGUUCCUAUUCAUCAUUGUUACGUGUACGUACUGGAUUAUUAAAACAAGAAUCUGAAGUUAGUUCAACGGCAAGUAAUAUUGAGGAACAUCAUCAAUUGUGGCAUCCUUUAUUUAGUCGACAAAAGAGACCGCAACAACAACAACAACAGCAACAACAACAACAACAUCAACAAAAUUAUCAAGCCACUUGGCACACGACCACAUUUGCCUCCUGACCGUUGCGAUUUUGACCCGGAUCUUUUGACUCCAACCUUGCGUAUAAUUUCAUCAACAAUCUAAGUAUUCCCGCCAACCAACAAAGCAACUUUAAAUUAACAUCAUUAAGAAGAUAGCUAUGAUUUUUCAUUUAAAUGAUCGUAAUUCAUCUAUUUUUUGUUUCUUUUUUAAAAAGAAAAACAAAAAAAAAAAUUGUCCUAAUAAAUAAUACUAAUUUUUUCGCAAAAAUUCUACAUAUUUGAAAAAAAAAAUUUAGUAAUAAAAUAAAAUUAUUAAAUUCUCGUCUAUUAAACAAUUAAUUUUUUGGGUAUUUUUUAGUUUCUUAGUAAAUUUUAGUUUUUAGUAAAUUUCAAUUUUUUUUUAGUAAUUUUUAGUUUUUAGUCAUUUUUAAAUUAAGGUUUAGUAGAAAAAAUUGAUUAUAAAUAAAUUGGAAAAAAAACAUUCGAUAUCAAAUUUAGUCAAUUGA